UUUUUUUUUCUCUUUCUAUUCAAUGGAUUCGAUCGGCAGUCGUUGAUCUUCCCACCUCCUCUCCAUUCAGACCGGGGGUUUUCCCUGAUUCUGUGGUCUAGCCCUUGUGGUAAUCAAAAAGUAAAAACAGACAUAGCCUUGACAUGGGCUCCGUCGUCGUCAACCACGUGCCGUCGGAUCAUAACGACAUGUUGGGAGGCGCAAUCAAUUCGGAUUCAGUUUAUUCUUUCCAGCCAAUGGACACUCACUCGGCUUCCUCCACCCCCACCUCUACUGCCCCACCGUCCGUAGGCUCUGCUCGGCUUCCUGUGCAUGCGAAUGAUGUACCGGCUUACAUCAACUCAUACACACCUUCUCAAGCCUCCCGCGCUUCUUCCGAUACUCCCACCUUCACCCCACGUCCGCCCUCGAUGACGUCCCAUCCGAGCCAUGCCUUUCCGUCGGACUCUUACUCCUCAACACGUACCCCACCAACCCAGAGCGAGAGCAACUCGUACUCUUCUAAUCAGUCAGCGCCGGAUUCACCGCGUCUCCAACCCACAUACCAGUCCAUGCAGUCUGUGCCAGGCUCCGAAGCCAAUUCACCGAGUCGCAUUCGAGUCCAAAGCUUGUCCCAUAUCCAGAGCCUCGCCAGUGAGGACUUGGUGGGAUCGCGGAGCUCACACACUCCCGGAACUGGGUCGCAGCAACGACAGUAUGAGAUUAGCUCCAUGCCGGUCACGGAGAUCAUCGAGAUGGUCGCUGGACUCCUGACCAAAAUCACGACUACAAACGAUAUGCAUCACGAACAUGUACAUCGCCAUAUCCCGCCACCCGAAGGCACCUCCAACCUUAGCCCUCAGGCUACCAGCGUACUCGCAUUCCACGGAAAGAAUGUCCCGACCAUUACAAUCUUGAGUUAUUUGACUCGUAUCCACAAAUACUGCCCUACAACCUACGAGGUCUUUUUAAGCUUGCUGGUCUACUUCGACCGCAUGACCGAGCUGGUCAACCGUGAUCAGCUCGACCACCUGCACCAACGCUGGGAUUCUGGCGAGGAAUCUGGAUCUUCAUCCGCAUCUACCGAGUCUCCACGAGCCCACCAGAUGCAGGACUCUCUAAUGACGACACCACCCCCAUCAACAGGCUUUACUGCGCAGGACUCGCAAGGGGCGAAUACAAUUUCGCCCAGCCUUUCACUUCAGUCGGAUGCCGAGGCACUUUCACAUUUCUUCGUCGUGGAUAGCUUUAAUAUCCAUCGACUGGUCAUCGCUGCCGUAACCUGUGCGAGCAAGUUCUUCUCUGAUGUUUUCUACACCAAUUCACGUUACGCAAAGGUUGGCGGUCUCCCACUGGUGGAGCUCAAUCACCUGGAACUACAGUUCCUCCUUCUGAAUGACUUCCGACUCGCCAUCACCGUCGAAGAACUAGAGUCGUACGGGACAAUGCUCGUAGAAUUCUACGCGCGAGAGGUUGUGACCCAACAACAGCAACAGCACAGAAGUCUUCCCCGCGCGAUUGAUCCCCCAGCGGCCGACGCGAACUCCGAUGCCAUGUACAUGCGAUCCCGCGAUAAGCCUCGCGACCACGCCGAGUUCGGACAAACUCCGACACCACCGUAGUCCAUCCGUCCGAUACCUGAGUUUGUCAUUCUACGUGGCACAUUUCUUUUCUUUUCCCCAGUCCAUGAUCCACCCAUCUUAUCUUUUCAUCUUUUUUGCUAUCCUUCGACCCGCUGAGCGUUUGCUUAUCUCAUAUCUCGCACUCGACCUUGUAUCCAUUCUGGUUUCUGGCGUCUCAUACCCUUUCCCCCCGCCACCUCAUACAAACACACCCUUUCCACCUCUCUGGAUCUGUUUCAGCGCAUUUACACGUCACGACUUGUAUAGAGUUUUGGUUCUCAGCUGGCCGGGCUUUGCGGGUUGUCUCUUUACAACUAUUCCCCCUUCUUGCAACAUACAUAAACAUCUACUUGAUCUUGUUAUUGGUCUUGCGAGUUUGUGCUGUCUUGUCUUGUCUUAUCUUUUUCAUGGGUUGGUGUUAUGCUGGCGCUUUUCUUGCAUCACGAGUUUGUUUACAGAUUAACUUGUUUAGGGCUAGUCUCGAAUAUUCUUCUAAUAUGCUUUGCUUGC
Messenger RNA from Penicillium samsonianum, 2111 nucleotides. Its product is annotated as putative cyclin-dependent protein kinase complex component. The transcript has 3 exons. Gene Ontology annotation, cellular component: nucleus; cyclin-dependent protein kinase holoenzyme complex. The coding region runs from base 144 to 1601 and encodes 485 amino acids. Gene Ontology annotation, biological process: regulation of cyclin-dependent protein serine/threonine kinase activity. NCBI's taxonomy places the organism in Eukaryota, Fungi, Ascomycota, Eurotiomycetes, Eurotiales, Aspergillaceae. The record is from RefSeq and is a predicted model, not a curated record. Gene Ontology annotation, molecular function: cyclin-dependent protein serine/threonine kinase regulator activity; protein kinase binding.